UACAAACAAUAUUCAAUGUACACAUACAGCAGCUAUGGACCAACAUUUGGUGGUGGUCACGACAUUUAUAUCGCCAACAAUGCUGUGUCCUAUUCCAAUUUUUACACAAACUUUGGUUAUACAUACAAGCUCCCAUCUGGCUAUUCUUACGGGAGCACAAAAGCAAAGAACUUAUUGGCUGGCUCGUACAAAUUUAUUCCAAACGAAGUGGAAGCAUUUUAUUUUUCGCCAUUGAUCCUGCAGAACUCAGUUAUUCUGAAAAAUAAACAAGAAUGGAUAGGAAAGCUUCAAAAAUGGUUACCUUCGAAUUUAUAUGGCAAAAAGACGAAGCGCUGUUACAAAGCAACAUCGAAUGGAUGGAGAGCAAGUACAUUCCACAGUUGUUGUGACUCAAAGGGACCAACACUGGUCAUUGUUAAAUAUGGAGGUUGUAUUUUUGGAGGAUUUGCAUCAAAGUCUUGGGGAGGAAGUAGCCGUUACAUAAGAGCAUCAGAUUCUUUUAUUUUUUCUCUUAAAAACCCGGCUGGUCUGGCCCCUUUCAAAUCCUCAAUAUAUAGAUAUCAACAAUAUGCAAUGUACACAAGCAGCAGCUAUGGACCCACGUUUGGAGGUGGUCAUGAUUUGAAAAUCGGCAACAAUGCCAGAACCAGCACAAGCUCGUACACAAACUUUGGUCAUACGUACAAGCUCCCAUCAGGCUAUUCGUACGCGAGCAACAAAGCAAAGAAAUUGUUGUGGCUCCUACCAAUUUCGUCCAAACGAAAUUGAAGUGUUCUAUUUCUCCUCAUAAUAAUCGGACCAUUCACGAAUAAAAUGUGUCAAGGAUGGUUUCUUUUUUGUUAAAUUAACCGAAUUAGCUGUCGCACGUAGCAAAUAAUCUCAUAGAUAAUAAUUGUAAUCAUUCAAUAACUAU
Molecule: messenger RNA, 913 nt
Organism: Xenia sp. Carnegie-2017
Lineage: Eukaryota; Metazoa; Cnidaria; Anthozoa; Malacalcyonacea; Xeniidae
Exons: 3
Coding region: 16-768 (250 amino acids)
Source: RefSeq, a predicted model, not a curated record